Chironomus riparius is the source of this 1222-nucleotide messenger RNA. Lineage: Eukaryota; Metazoa; Arthropoda; Insecta; Diptera; Chironomidae. The record is from the annotation of a GenBank genome assembly.
UUUUAAAAUUGUUUGCGUAACAAGAAAGUCGCAUUUUAGUAAAUUUGAGUUUGGGUGAAGACAUGCUAUUCAGACUUCAACUACUUGUCUGUUUGAUGACCAUCACCUAUGUGCUGUCCCUAAAUAUUGAAUGCAAUUGUGGAGAUCAAAACUAUCAUGCUGUUGGAAGUAAAUACUAUUGCGCUGUCAUUAGUGACUUCAUCAUUGACUCCCAAAAUCAAGUCCAAAUUGAAACAUUGAAAAAUUCUCACAUUAGUGGCAAAAGUGACGACGAUGACAUUUACUUCCAUAUCAGCACCAAGUCAAUCCAAUAUUUUCCACGUGGUUUGGAAAAGUUCUACAAGAACCUUAAAGGAAUUGUCAUUUGGCAUACGCAACUUAAGGAGAUUCAUCAAGAAGACUUGAAAAAGUAUCCAAAACUGAACUUCUUAAAUUUGUCUGGAAAUAAAAUUGAAAUUAUUCAGGAUGACUUGUUUGACUUCAAUCCGGACCUUAUUGUUUUUGAGAAUAUGAAGCUUAUUCACAUCGGAGCAACUACUUUUGAUAGUUUGACAAAAUUAUCAACUUUUUAUUUGGGUGGCAAUCCAUGCACAAAUGAAUCUUCUUUAAAAGAUCGAACAGCAACUCUUAAAGUCAUAAGUUCAUUAAAAAGUUCAUGCAUAAGCUCUGAAUUUACAAGUUUGAAGAGAAAAAUUGAAAAUCUCGAACAAAUUUCAAAGAAUUUGAACUUUGCCAAUUCGCCAAUAUUCAGUCAAAAUCUGAUAAAUUUUCAAGAGGAAUUUACAGCUUCAAAAUUUAUAAAUUUCUCAAUUUUAAAGCAGAAACUUCAAAGAUUGAUGGAUUUAAAGAUUAAAUCUCCAUAUGAGAAUUUAGGUGGGGUUCUUAGUGGAUUUAUGUCAUCAGCUAAUUCAUAUUCAAUCAUUGAAGAGAAACUGACACAUUUGAAGCUUAAGAUAGAUCAGGACCUCGAGGAUAAUCAACAAAACAUGAUGAAUACAAUGGAUUUAAAAAUUCAGCAUCUUGAAAAUCGAUUGACAACAAAAAUGGAGGAAAUUUUGGAUGAAAAAUUAGAAAAAGUUAUGAUAAGUAUUGGAAAAAUUGUAACAAUGCUUUAAAUAGAUUCCGGCAUUGCUUUGACAGCAUCCUAAGUUAAUGUAUGCUAAUAAUGCUUUAGAAUUGAAUAAAUUUUUAUGCCACUUUUUUAAUCAAUUUUUUUACACGU